Messenger RNA from Glycine soja, 1097 nucleotides. RefSeq lists its product as uncharacterized. The record is from RefSeq and is a predicted model, not a curated record. Bases 304 to 903 code for a protein of 199 amino acids. The transcript has a single exon. Lineage: Eukaryota; Viridiplantae; Streptophyta; Magnoliopsida; Fabales; Fabaceae.
AGUAGGGCCACCCCCACUAAUAAUACCACCAAGCAACGCACACCCGAUUCCGGAUCCCAUAGAAGAAAAUGAUUUCACGUCCUUUUGUGUCGGUUAGUCAUUCAACCUUCUUUCCCUUCCCAACCAUGAACAAGAAACCCUCAAGAAACCUCCUCAGUACUCCCAAAACCAAACCCUUUUAAUUAACCUUAACCGCAACGAAAAACACAAAACACAACCUUCAACUACACCUUAACCACAACAAAACACAAUUCCCGUGUUGUUUUCUCUCUAAACCCUACCCGUGCUGGCACCCCUAAAUUUAUGGGAAACUGCGUGUUCAGAGGUUUGAACCACGGCGUGUCCGAAGACAUGAUGGUGAAGGUUGUUACCUCAAACGGAGGCAUCAUGGAACUCUUCUCUCCCAUAACCGUGGAGUGCAUAACCAACGAGUUCCCCGGCCAAGGCAUCUUCCGGAGCCGCCGCGACAUGUUCUCCGAACCGCUCCCGAAAAACGAGGAGCUCCACGGCGGAGAAGUCUACUACCUCCUCCCUCUCAACCCUUCUUCUUCUCGCAAGAGCUUGACAAGACAAUUCUCCGACACCGCGGCCACGUUAACACCAUACCGAAUGUCCACGUUCGAGAAAAAUAACAAUAACAAUAACAACAAUGUGUACUCGGAACCACCCGAGUUGAUUUCGAGAUACAACAGUAGUGGGGUGUGGAAGGUGAAGUUGGUGAUAAGCCCCGAGAAGCUGUCGGAGAUUUUGUCACAGGAGUCGCGGACGGAGGCGUUGAUAGAGAGCGUGAGGACGGUGGCGAAGUGCGGCAACGGUGCGCCGUCGUCGGUGGCGAACUCCGACCAGUGGAGUGUGGCAAGCAGUUGGAAAGGUUCUAUGUCGGAGAAGAUGGGUUUACAAUAGUUUUAGAUAUAUUAUUAAUUAAUUAAAUUAUUUAUUUUUUCUACUUUUUGACUUUUUUUUUGCUAGUGUUUAACGACCUGAUUAUUAUUUUCUUCAUUUGUUUGUCUACUUGUCAAAUAUUUUAUUUUAGGUAUCGUACUUGUGUGUAUAUAUUUGCAUGUGAUGAAGUGAGAUAUUGUUUAUUUCUUUUGUUA